UCGAUGCCGGUGUUGGGAGGGGGAUGGGCAGUACUGCCAAUGUAAAGGACGUGAGAGAGAACCACAGAGCUGUAUAUACCCAUAUAAAUAUCAAUUAUAAUUAUUGUAAAACAAAACUGGAGGUUGAUGUAUUGUUUGGCAACUCAACGUGAAAAUGGGAAGACUGUACAAUGUCUUAAACAGGAGAGAUGUGAAACUUUCAACCCUUGCAUGAGGGACAUUGAGAAGUGUGGAAGAUAUCCUGAGAGCGGGAGCAGCCUCGCGGCGGACAGUUCAUAGGAAACACCGAGGUCGCGGGAAGAGGCCUGCUGUUUGAUGUUGGCAUGUUUAAAAACACUGAAUUCUUUUAGUUCGCUGUUGGAUUUAAGUUGAGUUGGAACGACGCUGUAGGUCUCCUGAUGUGUGUGACUUGGCACAGCAGCGCCCCAUCUGAGGAGUGCUUUGCUGCUGCCGUUAGGAGCCCGUGAUUCUCCUCUUCCUUCCCCCUCACCCCCAUCCCCUCCCCUGCGUCGCUGUGCUUGACGUCAUGAGCAUAGUAAUUGCACUGGGAGUCACCACACCUGAGACACCUUACACUGAUAUGGCUGCUGGAUCAGAUCCUGAGUCUGUUGAAGCGAGCCCAGCAGUAAACAAGAAAAAAUACUCAAGUCACAACUGUGGGAACACACAGAAUCAUGGAUAUCGGGGCCUGCCCUAUGCUGAUCAUAACUAUGGAGCCCCACCCCCUCCCACCCCUCCUGCCUCCCCACUCUCCCAUAACGUCUUCACCCGCACUGAACGCAAUGGCACUCUGGGACGAUCACGAUCCUGUUUCCCUACCAAUGAACAAGACAACUCUGCCAACAGUGAAAGCUCAUCGGAGGAGGAGGAGGAGGUGGUGGAGGGGGCGGUCCCACCUGCCUGGUGUCAGUGCCAUCUGAUGCAGGAUGGCUUCCUCAUCAAGUGCGAGAACUGCAGGGGUCUGGAGAAGAAAGGGCUCAAUGGACAACGGCGAAAAGCAGAGAAUGUAUCAGUGGGAGAGAGCAGUGCGACAGAGAGUGGAGAUGAGGACAUGUCAGCCUCAGCAGUGUCAUACACGGCCACUCAACACACACCCACCAGCAUCACUCUCACUGUCAACAGAGUGAAACACAACAAAGUCAAGAAGAGAAAGAAGAGCACAGAGAAAACGCGCAGUACCACUAAAGCAAAGAAGGUUAAGGCUUACAGAGAGGGUUCCAGAAAAUCCAUGAGAAUGAAGAACUCUACGUUUGAGGCCAGCGUUCUUGAUGAGAACACAGCAGAAGGAUGGGAGACACGAAUCCGGCAGUGGACGGACCAGUAUGAGGAAGCUCUGGCUAACCAGUAUAGCGCUGACAUACAGACCCUCCUCGAGCACCAUUGUGCCAAUGACAGCUCUUCCCCCACCCCGGCUACUGUCGUCAUGGACACCAUUAACAGAACAGAACUGGCUUGCAACAACACAGUGUUGGGCUCACAAAUGCAGCUACAGCUGGGUCGUGUGACACGUGUCCAGAAACAUAGGAAGAUUCUCAGAGCUGCACGGGAUUUAGACCCUGACACUCUCAUCAUUGAGUACAGAGGCAAGGUCAUGCUCAAACAACAGUUUGAGGUCAAUGGACAAUUUUUCAAAAAGCCGUACCCAUUUGUCCUGUUCUAUUCAAAGUUCAAUGAAGUGGAGAUGUGCGUAGAUGCUCGAACAUUUGGCAAUGAUGCUCGCUUCAUCAGAAGAUCAUGCAUGCCUAACGCUGAGGUGCGGCACAUGAUUGCAGAGGGGAUGAUUCACCUGUGCAUCUACGCUGUUACUGAAAUCUCAAAAGAUUCUGAAGUCACCAUCGGGUUUGACUAUGAGUUUAGCUGCUGCAAUUAUAAAGUGGAUUGUGCUUGUCAUAAGGGCAAUCAAAACUGUCCUGUGCAGAGACACAACCUCAGCCCCCUUGAGCUGCUGUCCCCUCAGUCUUCAUACUCUGCCCUGCCUGGAGCAGAAACACGGAGGAGACGAGCGCGACGCAGGGAAAUGGAAGGGGAUAGGCUUAUAACUGGUGUUUCUGAUGAGAGCAACCAGCUCCUGGAAGAUGCAAGCGAGACACAGGGAGUUAGCGACACAGAGGACACUCUUAUGUACAGAGUUAAGCUGGAGGAUGGAGAGGAGGAGUUAGACGAGAAUGGUGCAGUAAUACCAAAUAGACAGUCUCUUGAGGACCGCAAGGCAGAGGUCAUCUUGCACGUUUUUCAGAACCUUGACAGGAGAAAGAAACGUGUGUCUCAGGGUACAUUGGAUGGUGUGGCUGAACAAACCAAACUGGAAGGGGAGGAAGCAGAAGAGGGUGUGCCUUCUUUCACAGCAGGAAAUUGUGUGCCAGAUACAGGAGCAGGUGGAGGAAUCAGUAUGCAACGCACCACCUUUACCACUGUGGACACAACAGCCAUUGACUCUGAGAAGCCAUCUGCCCUGCCCAGUACUACCCCUAAACCACAAGCUGCCCGCAGCUCCAAACCACGACCCAAAAGUCGUAUCUCUCGAUACCGCUCCACUUCAGCCCAGCGUGCCCGAAGACAGCGGCAGGCUCUUGCACAGCAGGCAGCGGAGGGAGUUCUGACAGGUGGUGAAGAGGGGGGUACAGGGGCAAGUCUUGGAGAGCAGAGACAAGGAGAGGGAGCUCUGAGCUCUGGACAUCUCCAGGAUAGUGACACACAUGGAGCCUCUUCUACAGCGAUGGGUAAUAAGGCAAAUGUCAGAUACCCCAAAACCAAAAAGUAUCUGGUAACAGAGUGGUUGAAUGAUAAGGUUCACGAGCGGGUGGAGGAGUCUGUGGAAUGCCCUUUACGCAUCACCACUGACCCCACAGUUCUGGCCACCACCCUUAACAUGCUGCCAGGACUAUCUCACUCACCUUUCAUCUGUACUACACCCAAACACUAUGUUCGCUUUGGUUCACCCUUUAACCCUGAAAGACGCCGACGACCUCUUAUCAUUGACCCCUCAUAUGGUUCUUGCAAGAAGAGGUGGAUGAAACAAGCGCUGGACGAGAGCAUGUUAUCUGGCCCCAUGCAAGAUGGAACCGAGUCCAAUUCUUCCCACAAAAGUAAUACCAGCAGUAGCAGCUCUCUCCCAUUCAGAUCUGAGCUGACAGGACCAUUUAAGAAGAGGAGGUUAAAGUAUACAUCAGAAAUGGCUCCUCCUCCCUUUGAACUGUUGUUGCGACCAUUGUCUCCCAUCACCCCACCACUGUCCACUGAACUUCCCGUGAUGCCUCUUCACCCCCUCCUGACUCCUUGCCCGCUUUAUUUAGACGGAGAGGUUGAGGGGCAGAACGGCACAGUGCUUUCCUUCUCACCUCACACAUCCCUGCCAACCAGCCGCUGCAAUACACCUCUACAGUUUGAGAACAUAUCUUCUCCUGAAGCCUCUCCUGUGCACAGAUCAGAAUCUCUGACUCCAGAACCAUGUUUGCGUCCUGACUUUACUUCACAGGUCACGGCCUUCCCUGACCUUUCCUCAAGCCUGGGAAGCCCCACUCCACUGUCAGAUGACUUAUCACUUGCUGCUCCAGACUCCUUGAAUGGAUCCAGAGGUGGGACUCCCCGCAGCUCAGCUCUUGUGCCCACUAUAGGUGACUCUUCCCUGGUUUCACAUGGCAUUGAGGCACAGGCCCGAGAGCAGACAGACUUCAGGACAGAAUUUAAUCUAAUUUACACCUGCUCUCCUCUCAAUGCCAAUCUGCCUGCUGGGCCUGUAAGUGACAAACGCUUCCCACAGUCAGAGGGAGGAUUUUCCAUGGCUGACUCUGACUUCAGCUCAGUGUGUAGCCAGGAGCCGCUUAUGGAGGUGGGGUCUGGUUCUCUCUCACCAUAUACAGACACACAGUUUGGAGGCGGAUAUUCAGAGAGCAGCACAUCCCCUCACCCGAACAAUCCACCACAGAAGAAAAAGGUCUCUCUAUUGGAGUACAGGAAAAGGAAGCAGGGGGCAAGAGACCCAGCGCCCCUCGUCACACACCUCAGCCCGCUCUGCCCUCUCAUAGAGUCUCCAGGGCGGCAGCACUUACAUCUUCAGACCUCAGUCUCUCCGCACAACUCAUUCUCGCCAGCACACCAAACUUUCCCACAGAUAGAGGAGGUCAGUCCUCCUGAUGUCCGGUCUGGAAACCACACACAGACUACAGUACCGGGUGGAUCAGAAUCCAGCCACUGGAUGGUGCCUACAUCGGUUGAGCGGUUAAGGGAAGGACACGGAGCUCUCGAGCGUGUUCUGAGGGGUAAUUUGAAGAUAGAGUGUGCCCUUAAAAGAGCAGAGGCUGGACCGAAUGACCAAAUCAGCAGUCGUGACAAGAGCUCUGAUGGAGUUGAUGACGUCAAGAGUCCAUCUAUGGCCACGAGGAGUCCUUCUGUCCACCCACAUCAGAUGCUGCCUCUUCAGCCCGAAUCCCAUCAGCACUCAGAAAGUCCCACCUAUCACCAACAAAGCUCCUCCUCUCCAUUUUGUCCCUCUUUAAUCCCCUCCCCAUCCGCCUGCAGUUCUGGAGGACAGGGGUACUACUCCAAGUUGUCCACACACACCCAGCUACCCCUAGAAAUCCCAUCAUCUUCAGGACUCCCCAUCUCCUCAGUGAACUCAACGAUGGGCGCGUCACACCCUCACAGCCACUCCGGAGGUGGUAUGGACACCUCUCAUCUUAAAGCAAAAUGGUUAGACCGCACCGUGUCAGCUGCUCUCACUUUACCCGCCAGAGUUCAAGGCCAACUUAAAAUGGACGGCACUGCAGUAGCACACACACAGGAUGCUCAUGGCUCCAGACUGGCACAGUCAUCCAGGGUGUACAGCCCUAAUCAGUCCAACUCAAGACAUAUAACAGCUUCUGGAGCACAGCACUAUUCACAACGACAUUUACAGGGUUCAGGGGUACAGACACAGUCAGGGACAUUUUAGGACCCUGUGAGUGUGUGUGUUUGGGUAUGUAUGUUUGUGUGUGUAUCAGAACGAUAAGUGUGUAUGUGUGACAUCCACCUCACCUAUACCUGUGGAGAAAAUAUGUUGGGCGAUGUAUAAACUUUAGGAGAGUUCUCCUUUUUGUCUUUCUUUGGCCUUCCCAGUUCUUUUUCUUUUUCCAAAAGCUGAAUUUACAUGUAACUUAGAGUGGACUUCAUAACAAUCAUUAAAAUCAAUGGAACAUUACAGUAGCUAGUUUGGAGUAUAAAAUAAGAUUUAAGUGUAUAAUUGAAAAUUUAUCCAGAUGUGUCAAUGACUUGUAAAGGCUUAGGUGCAAGUAUUUAAGAGUAGGUGGUAAACUGCUAAAGCGAAACUGUACCCGUUUCUCUAAAAGUAGGGUUCUCGUGUUUAAGACCUCUCGGAGUAAAAGUGAACAUUCUGAUCUUUAAUGACUUUUCAACUCUGUCUAAUGAAUGAUAUUCUGACCUUAUGAAAUGGCACUCUUACUUGUACGAUGCAGUACACGUGUGGGCUCAGCAUUCUGAUUUUCAGUUUUAUCCAAAAGUCCUCAUCAGAACGGUUCCAUAGUGUGUUCAUGGAUGGCAGACUCGGUUCAAAGCAAAGUGUCUUUGAAUGCACAAAAGCCGUUCUUAGUGAGUAUUUCCCUCACUCUGAAGCAUUCCAGUGUCUAGUUAUCUUUAGGGUCAGGUGGGCAUCUAGCCAGUUGAAUUCUCCUUUUAGCAUCAUAAAAUUACUCUUUUGGUUUUGGAGAUGAAUAUCCUCACUUAAUAUGUAAUACUUGACAAACAUUUUAUGGUGCUUCAGUUGGCUCAUUUGAAUUAUGUUUGAUAUUGUUUCCCAAGAUGAUCUCUUUGGAGUUGAGACAUGCAAUUGUCAGAUGAAACUUUUUGGUGUCCAGUGAUUGUUGAAGACUCUCUCUGUGACUUGGAAUGCACUGGGCAUUUAGAAAAGUUUUUGUUUAUACAGCGUAUAUUAUUUGUGGCCUCCUGGUCUUUGAAUCCUGUAGUGAAUACAUCAUAAGAUUUCCUCUCUUUUUGACCAGUUCUUGCAUUCCAACCACAAAAAUAAGAGAGGAGAAAAAUGCUUUGCCAAACAGUAUGAUCAGGAGAAAAGACAAAGCAGUCAUGCUGCUGUGGGCUCCUAAAUUCCCCUCUUUUUUGGCUCACAAGAUGGCCCUUUUUUAACAGAACAGGCAGAGUGCUAUACCUCCCUUUGAUGACACCGUUCUUAAUGUCACCAAGUCAUGUGCCAUGAUGACCACAGUAGUGGGCUAUUGAACAAAACAGAGAACUGUAGUCUUAACACCAUAGUUGUCUGCUUGGUGGACUUAUUAAGGUCCAGCAAUAGAUGGAAAAGAUUAAGUCUUUGUUUUUCUUUCACCCUAAUGUAAAAUGAUCUUUGAAAGAUGAGGGGUUAAUGUGGUCAGCCUUAGCUAACUGGUUUACAUGAAUGUCUGUCUGUCUUAGAGAGAAAAAAAAAAAAAGUCUUGAGGAAAGACUUUGUGACCCGGAAUUUGCCAGCACCUUAUCUACAGAAAGUUAUAAAACCAAGAAACUAAAUUGAUCAUGUGUAAUUGAGUGAAGUGUCAUUAUGUUCUCUGAGAAAUAUAGUACACCAGAUUUGUUGCA
Messenger RNA from Myxocyprinus asiaticus (Chinese sucker), 6579 nucleotides. Its product is annotated as histone-lysine N-methyltransferase SETD5-like. The record is from RefSeq and is a predicted model, not a curated record. Lineage: Eukaryota; Metazoa; Chordata; Actinopteri; Cypriniformes; Catostomidae. Gene Ontology annotation, molecular function: protein binding. Bases 527 to 4930 code for a protein of 1467 amino acids. The transcript is spliced from 24 exons.